Molecule: messenger RNA, 1676 nt
Organism: Clarias gariepinus (North African catfish)
Lineage: Eukaryota; Metazoa; Chordata; Actinopteri; Siluriformes; Clariidae
Product: actin-binding protein WASF3
Exons: 9
Coding region: 154-1665 (503 amino acids)
Biological process (GO): actin cytoskeleton organization; positive regulation of Arp2/3 complex-mediated actin nucleation
Cellular component (GO): cytoskeleton
Molecular function (GO): protein kinase A regulatory subunit binding; actin binding; Arp2/3 complex binding
Source: RefSeq, a predicted model, not a curated record
CUCAGAACCGCCGCUCCUCAUCAUCAUCAUCCUCCUCCUCCUCCUCCUCGGCCAUGGCGCGGGUGUGUGUGUGCAGCGCGCCGCUCCGUGAGGGGAUCUAAACCGAAAACCUGCAGCACCGGGAGGGAGCAGAGCUUCAACCCUACCGCAGCCAUGCCGCUGGUGAAGAGGAGCAUCGAGCCCAGACACCUGUGUCGAGGAGCGCUGCCUGAAGGUGUGACCAGUGAGCUGGAGUGUGUGACCAACAGCACGCUCGCGGCCAUCAUCAAACAGCUGGGGGGGCUCAGUAGACAUGCUGAAGACAUCUUCGGAGAGCUUUUCAAUGAAGCUAACAGUUUCUACAUGCGGAUGAACAGCCUGCAGGAGAAAGUGGAUCUACUGGCAGUCAAGGUCACACAACUAGACUCCACUGUGGAAGAGGUCUCCCUGCAGGACAUCAACAUGAGGAAGGCCUUCAAGAGCUCCACCAUCCAGGACCAGCAGGUGGUCUCCAGAAACUCCAUCCUGAACUCGGUGAUGGAGAUGUACCAGCGCUGUGACAAGCCGCCUCCCCUCAACAUCCUCACUCCAUACAGAGACGACAAGAAGGACGGCCUGAAGUUCUAUACGGAUCCCUCGUACUUCUUUAACCUCUGGAAGGAGAAGAUGCUGCAGGCCACCGAGAACAAGAGGAAGGAGAAAAGAAGGCAGAAGCAAGAGCAGAAACACCUCGAGGAUCCGUCGCGUGAAGUGAAGAAGGUGCGGAAGGCUCGGAACCGGCGUCAGGAGUGGAACAUGAUGGCGUACGACAAGGAGUUCCGCCCAGACACUCGCCUCACGCCGUCUCCGUACCACGGCAUCUCGUCUGAAGGCUCCUUAUCUCCAGACAGGUCUGGACUGUCAGAUGAGCACUCGUACCCCACCAGCCCCAGCCACCCGCAGGACACAGGUGGAGCAGGAGGUGAUGGGAAGGAGAGCGCCCCCACCCAGACACAGUCACUGGACCGCGCGUAUCGACCCCCCGCCUCGGUCUCCGCCUCCGCACGCCAGCACUCACUGGGCCGCGUGCAGCAGCAUCACGGAGCUCCGCCCCCUGACCCCUCCCUCAAUGGUCCUCGACCUUCUGCCGCCAAAGAUUACAGCGGCCAUCAGAUGCAGGAACAUUUUAUCCCUCCUGCCCCGCCUCCUCCUCCCCCCGUGAUCCCCUCGGCUCAGACGGCCUUCGACAGCACCUCCGUUCCUCAGGCUCUGGCCCCGGGGACGGUUUCGGCUCUGUCCCGACCCUACAGCCCGUCUCCUCCACCCGCCCCUCCCUCGGCUUACGUCCCGUCUCCUUCUCAUCCUGUGAGCGGUGGAGGUCCUCCAGUCGCCCCGCCCCCACCACCUCCAGGACCGCCCACGCACGCUCCUUCCCCGGCCAGAGCCGCCGCUCAUCCAUCCGGAGAGGGCACGCUGCCUAGGAAGGGCACGGUGCCCCUGAUACCCAUAAGCGACGCUCGCAGCGACCUGCUGGCUGCCAUCCGCAGAGGUAUCCAGCUCCGUAAAGUCCAGGAGCAGAGAGAGCAGGAGGCGAAGAAGGAGCCGGUGGGGAACGACGUGGCCACCAUUCUGUCUCGCCGCAUCGCUGUGGAGUACAGCGAAUCAGACGAGGACUCCGAGCCCGAGGAGAACGAGUGGUCUGACUGAGGGGAGGAACA